Molecule: messenger RNA, 3814 nt
Organism: Empidonax traillii (willow flycatcher)
Lineage: Eukaryota; Metazoa; Chordata; Aves; Passeriformes; Tyrannidae
Gene: ANKRD42
Product: ankyrin repeat domain 42
Exons: 13
Coding region: 437-1960 (507 amino acids)
Molecular function (GO): protein binding
Source: RefSeq, a predicted model, not a curated record
AAAGCUCUUUCCAGCCAGAAUUAUUCUGUGUUUCUGUGCUGCUGGUUUGUUCAGACAAUGUUUUGAAGGAUGGAGUCACAGUUUCUAAGUGAAGCAAUGAUGCAGCCUGCAUCAGGGGAGCAGGGGAGUAGGGAGUAGAGUUAUACGCAUUCACAAGAUUGAUGGUGUGUUACAGCACAUGCAGGGUGUGUUCCUGUCAGCCUGGAGUACUGAAACAGCUCUUCUUUCCUCUCUGUUGGAAACCCAAAUCUGCCUGAGCACUACUAUCACACUACAGACCACGUGAAAACAGGCACAGGUGGAGAAGCUGAGACACUUAAUAACUUAAGACCUGCAGUUUUAUGCUUGCUUCACUUGCAAAACAGUAGCCCACCUCUUCAGGACUUCUAACAGCGUGAAAUCUAAUCACACAGUGUUAGUACGUUUUGGUACUGGAAUGAUGACUACUGCAGAAGUUGUCGAGAAGAAGCAAAAUUAUACUAGUGUACAUGAAGCAGUAAAAGCUGGUGAUGUAGAACAGCUUGCAUUGAUGAUUGAAAGCGGAGCUGGUGUUAACGAGGUGGAUGUAGUCCACAAAUUCACACCCUUGCAUUGUGCUGCCCACUCUGGAAGUCUGGAGUGCCUUCACUGGUUGCUCUGGCAUGGAGCUGACACAACUCAUGUGACUGUCAGAGGCUGGACAGCGGCUCACCUGGCGGCCAUCCGAGGGCAGGAUGCCUGCAUGCAGGCUUUAUUAAUAAAUGGAGCAAAUGCAGAAGCUCGGGAUGACCGUGGGUGCACGCCGGCACACUUGGCUGCAGCCCAUGGGCAGUCCUACACUUUGCAGACCAUACUGAGAAGUGGAGUGAGUGUAAAUGUUUCAGACAGGAAUGACUGGAAACCUGUUCAUUAUGCUGCUUUUCAUGGUCGUUUAGGGUGUUUGCAGCUUCUUGUUCGAUGGGGAGCUUGUAUCGAUGAUGUGGAUAACAAUGGAAACCUUCCAGCCCACCUGGCAGCAGUGGAAGGUCAUUUGCAUUGCUUUAAGUUCUUGGUUGGGAAAAUGGCCAGUGUCACACACACCCUGAAAGCCAGGAAUGACCAAGGAGAGACUCCAAGGGACUUGGCUGAACGGUUCUAUAAAGAUAAUAUUCUGCAAUAUAUUGAUGGUAUGGAAAAAGAGGGGGAGCAUCCAGAGGCACAGGAAGUUUUAGCUUUCCCAGCUCAUGACGCCGCUUUCAAAGGGGACUUGUUAGGGCUUAGAAGAUUAGUGAGAAGUGGAGUAAUCAAUAUCAAUGAGCGGGAUGAUAAGGGAUACACUCUCAUGCACAAAGCUGCUGAACAGGGGCAUAUCCAUUGCUUACAGUGGUUGAUUGAAAUGGGAGCUGACUGUGACAUUACAAAUGAUGCUGGAGAGACUCCAAAGGAUGUAGCCAAGAGAUGUGCCCAUCUGGCAGCUGUGGAACUUUUGAUACCAAGGACUGGAGAUAGUAACUCUAGUGAUGAAGAACUAGAUGCAAACAACAUAAAGUUUUUUGAAAGACAUGGUGUGGAAGGGAGUACAGAUAGCAAAGAAGAUCUAACCCUGGAUAAAGCAGAGAAAAAGAACGCACGCAUGAGAGCCUAUCACAAGAUUCAAGAACUUCAGCAACUUCUAGAAAUUGCCUACAGCAACUACAGACAGCUGGGAGGAAUAACUGAAGAGGAGAGGAAGGUGAAAAGAGAAGAAAGGAAAGUCGAGAAGGCUGUGAGGGAGCUGGAGGCCCAGCUGGAGUAUGAGCGAGUCAGACGGGAGAAGCUGGAGAGCCAGCUGGAUGACUACCGUGCUGAGAUAAGCCACCUUAAGGAGAGCCUGGAGAAAACCUCCAUCCCCCCUGCUGUCCCUGUGGAAGCUGAGACAAUUGCCAAGUCUUGCAAAGACAAAAAGAAAAUCAAGAAGCAGCCAGCCUGCAGCCCAGGAGGAGUCUUUGUGAGGCUACGUUGAAAUGACCCUCCAAGGAGGGGCAGGAGACUGCAAAGGUAGAAAGGCAAUAUUCCAGACAACGCCAAGUGUUUGCAUGGUCCAGCAAAGCACAGAUGAGUUGUGCUUCUCUGCCUUUCACUGAACUGUGGUUUUAGUUUUCUGGUGCAGCAGCAGAAAACGUGGUUUAGCAAAAGCUGUGCAAAUUAUAAACUGACAUUUCAAGAGUUAACAGCAGCAAUGUCAUAGGCCCUCACAGUUCCGAGGGAAGUACCUCUGUCUCCUGGUAUAUUUUGUACUGUGACCUUAGAAAGGAAAAAGUGUACAUCACCUCCUAGAAUAUUCAGAUAGGACCUUCAGUGUGGAAGUAGAAUACAGUCUCCAGAAGAAUUACUUCUCAGCUGCUGACAGGUACCGGGCACUUUGAUUUUCAUCUUCGAGUCAUUCUGAAAGAAGCCAGGAAGUGACUCCUUUGUGAGGUGCCAGAUGAACUGCAGCAGCAGCAGGCCUCUGACUCAGGGCUGAAGAGUUUAUUAGGGUAUGUGCCACGCCAUGGUUAGAAAUGGCAACCCUGACCUCUCCUCCAUACCUAAAAAACAUUUAAUGACUACACAUAAAAAUUUUUUUCUCUCAUCUGCGUGCUAUUGUGAAGUUAUUUUCCCUUUGGAAAGCCUCAUUUUCAGAUUUUUUUUUUUAGUGCUCAAGUCCUGAUAUGUCCUCUCCUUAAGUACCAAAGAAAACAAUCUCAGAAUAUCAGAGGUACUGAAAAAUAAAAAUCAAUGUUUUUGUGUGCACAGUGAAGGAAAGGCACACUAACAGCAUAAGCCUUGUAUCGGAAUUAAGAGAAGAAAUUCAGUCUCAAGAGCCCCUUCAGGGUUGUGAGAUGUUGGUGAGAAGAUGCAAUAGAUGAGCUCUUUCCUACCUCACCACUGGUGCUAACCUUUGAUAUAGGAACACUCAGAUAGUCAGAUGGCAAAUAUAAGAAAUUAAUUUUAUUUUCUUGAAUGAAGAUGAUAAAUAAUUUAAUGCACAGAAUAUAAGAAUUAGCAGAAUACCAGCAAGUUCAACUGUAAACAGAAUAAAACUACAAUAAAAAAAUUGCCAGUACUCACUACUCCAUAGUCCUAAACCCAUAAAGGGCCUAUUCUUAUUUCAAGGUUAAUCCAGAAGGACUAUUUAAAAAUUAUUAUUUUACUACAAGAAUCAAACCAAGCAUAUGCAUUUGUACUUGAGAUGUGACUGCUUCAGUUUUGAAGGUAUUCACCUGCUAUGUUGCAUCUCUGCAACAAAAGUUUUCAAGUCCUUGCAGAAGGUAGAUGGGUCAGGAGGGUCAGUGUGUCAGGAUUACAGAACAGUCCCAAGGAGUGUGGAGAUGGGAAGAGGAGGACUAUCACCACCACCACACUGGCACCAAUGGGAUGCUGAGUAUUUCCAUGUUACAAGCCACAUACUAUGCCCAGAAAAUAGGUGUGGGUUCAUUAGAAAUACUCUGCACUACCUGAAGGGGGGAAAUUAAGAGUACUUAUCUACCCUGGGGCUGUACAUGGUUGCUCAGAGUGGAGGCAUUUCCCUUUGGAAAGAGAGAGAAGUUCCCCCAUCCUGUUGACUUCUGGGUUUACGGAAAUUGCAAGAGAUACUAAAAAAAAUAAAUUUGUGGAGACAUUUUAGUUGUACAUAAGAUUUUAACUUUAUGUAAACCAGUUUUCAAGAAAAAAAGGGGUUUUUCAGUAAAGGCCGUGGAGUGUGUUUUUAUAUAUGUAGAUAAAAACCCCAAAGGACCAGGUUUCAAUCCAUCAGAAAAGUGAGGAACAGACUGAAGACAAAAAUCCAGAACCUAUGCUUAAGAUUAUUAUACUUAGAUCAGAGAAGAUAUCCUGG